Sparassis crispa is the source of this 981-nucleotide messenger RNA. RefSeq lists its product as hypothetical. The record is from RefSeq and is a predicted model, not a curated record. The transcript has a single exon. Gene Ontology annotation, molecular function: zinc ion binding; nucleic acid binding. NCBI's taxonomy places the organism in Eukaryota, Fungi, Basidiomycota, Agaricomycetes, Polyporales, Sparassidaceae. The coding region runs from base 1 to 981 and encodes 326 amino acids.
AUGGAUGAAGGACGUCACCAUGUCAGCCAGAAGGAACUUGGUUUUAGAAAAACCGAGAUCUUCAACGGUUCAGACCGUUCGAAGCUUAGGGAAUUUAUAAACCAAUGCAAGAAUUACAUGGCCGGAAAUAGCCAUGUCUACCAGGAAGACAAUCAGAAGAUCACAUUCGUGCUAUCGCACAUGCAAGGAGGAACAGCAGGAUCAUGGGCACAGAGCUUCAUAGAAACGGAACUCACCAAUGACGACUUCCUUUCUUAUGGGAGUUGGAGAGACUUCAUUGCAAGUGUGAACAAAGCAUUUGGCGAUGAAAAUAUUGAAGAAACCGCUCAUACCUUGCUGCGUAACAUCAAGCAAGGAACUCGUACUGCGGACGACUACAUUGCCGAAUUCCGAUCGAUUGAAUCCAAGGCGAAAUUAGAAGAUGCUGGAAAUAUCGAGUAUUUCAAGUGGGGACUUAACGACCCACUCCGACAAAGGAUAUAUGGGAUGGAAAGCAUGCCCAAGACACUUGACAAGUGGUACGAAUACGCCUCACAGUUUGAUAACCAAUGGAGAUCUGCUCAGAUCUUCAAGCGAGGAGCCACUAUGACGAUGCGAGGAAAGGGCCGAUCUGUCCAUCGUCCCUACUACUCGGCUUCUGCAAAGGAUCCAAACGCGAUGGAUGUUGAUCAUGUCAAUAUCUCGCGCUUAUCCCCGGACGAGCGACAGAAGAGAAUGAAAGAAGGAUUAUGUUUCCUAUGCGGAAAGAAGGGCCAUAUAGCCAACGACAGACAAUUUCACCCCCAGUCUGGAAGUUUCACCCGUGCUAGAACGAUACAGCCCGGGUUGGACACAGACACGAUCACAUGGAUCAAGAAGAUGCGAGAAGACCUCGCACAGAAGGAGACAUCGAAGGAAGAAACCAGAGAGGAACAGAUCGCCUAUGUGCGAAACGUCUUCAACGACAUGACUGAUGAAGAACGAACCCAAUUGGGUUUUUGA